GAACUAUUCGCGCAACUUUUGGCGCGAAGUGUUUGACAGCUGAGAGAAAGGUUAAAGUCAACAAGUUGCUUCUCGUGAUAACUUACUUCGCUCUUAUUUAUUGUACCGUAAUAAGAUCGUAAAAGGAUCGUCCGUCGGCUUCAAUCGAGACGAUGAAGUGCAUCACUCCUGAAAUUUCGUGGCAUAAUCGCGAUCCGGUGCUGAGCGUUGACAUACAGAACGGUUCAUACAAAAAUAGGGAAGGACAAACGUUUUGGAGAAUCGCUACCGGAGGAGCGGAUUAUCACGUUUUGAUUUGGCACAUAACAAUAACGGAAUGCAACGGUGUCACUGUGAACUAUGUAGCAGACUUGGAACGUCAUCAGAAGGCAGUAAACGUGGUGAGGUUUUCCCAGUCCAAAAAGAUCUUAGCAUCGGGAGACGAUGAAUCUGUUAUUAUCCUGUGGAAAUUGAAAGAAGGACAUGACUAUUCUCUACCUUCAGACACUGAAAAUAAGGAACAAUGGGCUUCUUGGAAAGUACUGAAGGGCCAUAUCGAAGAUAUUUACGACAUCAGCUGGUCGCCAGACUCUAAUUUCCUAGUUUCUGGUUCUGUGGAUAACACUGCUAUACUGUGGGACGUUAAGAAGGGCCGUAAUAUCGCGAUAUUAUCAGAUCAUAAAGGCUUUGUGCAAGGAGUCUCUUGGGACCCUUGCAAUCAAUAUGUGUGUACUAUUAGCACAGACAGGCAGUGCCGUUUAAUAGACAUCGCCAAGAAGAAGGUCGUUCAGCGUGUUCAUAAGUCCAAAAUCCCAACGCCGCCGGGCCAUCCGUUGGAAGGGAAGGUCGUCCGUUUGUUUCACGACGACACGUUCAAAUCUUUCUUCCGCAGGCUAACUUUCACCAUAGACGGCUCACUGAUUAUCGUGCCAUCCGGAAUAAUCGAGCCGCAGGAGACCACCGGCAGCAUAUCGAACGCGACGAUCGUCUUUUCCAGGCAAAAUAUGAAAGAGCCGUUAAUGAUCCUGCCCACUCAGGACGAAUGUACCAUAGCUGUACGAUGUUGUCCCGUGUACUUUGAGCUGCGCAAGGACGGCCCGGUUUCCGUGAUAGCGCUGCCUUACAGGAUGGUGUUCGCCGUUGCGACACAGGACUCCGUGUUGUUUUACGACACGCAACAAACCUGGCCGAUCGCCAUGGUAUCGAACAUUCAUUACGGUAGAUUAAACGACAUUUCGUGGUCCAGCGACGGACGAAUCGUAAUCGUAUCCUCGAGCGACGGCUACUGUUCCGUGAUACACUUCGACGAGAAUGAAUUGGGCCAGAUUCACACGGUGAAAGAGCCUGUGAAUCCGCCGAAGGAGAUGCCGAAGAGCUCCGGCAAGAAAUCUACGAGCGUUAAAGGCAAAAAUAGAGGGGUCUCGGCGAUCGACGUUGACGAGAGCGCGAUGGACAUCGAUAUCGCGCGGUUCAACGUCGCUAGAGCGAACGAUCCUCGUCCCGAGAAGAAACCGGCCGAGAAGAAGAAGAAGAAGUCGUCGGAAGACAAGAUCGUUCGGAAUCACGGGCGCGGCGACACGGAGAAAAACAGCAAGCCGUCGACGGAGAAGACAGUGAACAAGUCGAGCGAGGAAACCGCCGGGGAAGAGACGGAAGAUAUCAAGUUGGUGUAUCACGAGGACAGCACCGACGAUGCGGCCAAGUAUGCCAAGAAAGCUGCCCCUGUGACGGCCACCGUCGUCGCACCGAUCAAGUGCAACAAAGCACCGAGACGAGUGCAACUGAUAACCCUGUCGAGCCCGAGGGAGCUGAAGAAACAACAAUAGCUCGUUGCGAAGAAGCAGAUGGAUCUCUUCCGAGACUCGUUGUUGCGGGGACGGUUUCGCAAGCUCUUUUCGCCAACGAACCGUCCGCCGGGUUUUUUUUUGUAGCCGCCGUUUACAACUGUUUUUAUUAUAAUUAAGAAUACACCAGGGGGAGGAGUUGCGAGAGAGCGUCUCGACGACGUUAUUGUAUAAUACAGAGAAUCGUGGAUAUAUAUUCCGAGCUGUAAAUUGCACACACGUGUAGUUUCCUUCUUCAUACAUAAGCUACUU
Messenger RNA from Dinoponera quadriceps, 2075 nucleotides. RefSeq names its product chromatin assembly factor 1 subunit B (gene Caf1-105). Gene Ontology annotation, cellular component: nucleus; CAF-1 complex. The record is from RefSeq and is a predicted model, not a curated record. Bases 153 to 1805 code for a protein of 550 amino acids. Gene Ontology annotation, molecular function: protein binding. The transcript has 6 exons. Lineage: Eukaryota; Metazoa; Arthropoda; Insecta; Hymenoptera; Formicidae. Gene Ontology annotation, biological process: DNA replication-dependent chromatin assembly; nucleosome assembly.